AUCCAGAUCGCCAUCAUUCCAAAGGGGAAACAGUUCCCCUAUCUCAACUACGAGUAUUUCCGAAUUUCUUCAUAGCUAAACCCCGGUGCGGUGGACAGAAUUUCAGACAUAGUUCGGUUGCGAUUUGUUUCCAUAAUGCGUAUUAGUGAGUUAAAGAUCAAAUACCUUUGACAAAACAUUACCGAAAUUUGCAAAAUGUGUUACGUAGCAUUUGUUUGGUUCCUUGUAAUAGUGUUAUACUUCCGAGAGACUGCUGGUUUGCGUGAUGUACACAUUGUUGUUCCGCGAGCCGUAAUUAAAGGAACCGAUGUAGAACUUCAAUGCUUGUUUGACCUAGAAGGAGAAAAGUUGUAUUCAGUUAAAUGGUAUCGAGGGGAAUGGGAGUUUUUCCGCUUUACGCCAAAGGACAAAGAGUCUGUAAAAAUAUUUCCUGUAGAAGGAAUUCACGUAAAAUCUAAGGAAUCGCAGCCAACCAAGAUCGUUUUAGAAAAUGUUCCCAGGGAAAUCAGUGGUCCUUUUAGCUGCGAAGUUACGGCUGAAAUGCCCAGCUUUUAUACACUUAUGCAGACCGCCGAACUUCAGGUGGUAGAGGUCCCAAGGACUGCACCCUAUAUAACUGGUAUUAAAAAGAGAUACUCGCUGGAAGAUGAAAUAUUUCGAGCUAAUUGUACCUCAGAACACUCGUAUCCAGCGGCAAAUAUUACUUGGUAUAUUAAUGGACAUCAAAGUAAAAAACAGCAAAUAUUGAGCCGCAGUAUAGACAAAACUGAUAACUCCGUCACAGUUACAUCGAGCAUUCGACAUCAUCUACCCAAAAAGGCAUUCCAGAAUAAACGUAUGAGAGUGCAAUGUUUAACUAAUAUAUAUAAUGUUUACUACUACACUGCCCAAGUAACUGUGGAGCUAAUAGACAAACGUAGUAAAAGUCAUCAGCAGGAGUGGCCUCCUACGACUGGGGCUCCACCCUCUUUAUCCAGAGACAGCUUUUAUGAUAGUAGAUAUUAUGAAAGCUCAAUUGAGCCACCUCUAGAAACAACUCUGUGGUUUUGGCCGUCAUCUUCUGCUGCUCAUUUAAGGAUGUUCACAAUGCCUAUGACAUUGCUUGUAAUUGGAUACAUUGCGUUGUUUAGAUGACUUAAUUAUAAAUGUAACUUUAAAGUGGGAAUAUUUGCUUGCUCUUAAAUUGUGAUAUAGUAUAUUUGUUGUGUAUUUAAAAGUUAGUAUUAUACAUGUUAAAGAUUUU
This is a messenger RNA of Dendroctonus ponderosae (mountain pine beetle), 1243 nucleotides long. RefSeq lists its product as uncharacterized. Bases 196 to 1134 code for a protein of 312 amino acids. The transcript is spliced from 6 exons. The record is from RefSeq and is a predicted model, not a curated record. Lineage: Eukaryota; Metazoa; Arthropoda; Insecta; Coleoptera; Curculionidae.